GCUUUUCGCAAAACGAUUUUCCCGCUUUUCCCGAUGCGUCGUCUAACGGAGUGCCGUACCGCCACAAGGGACUCGAGACGAAAACGAAAACGAAAAAUGGUUGCACGACGAGAAGGAAUAUGAACAAAAAAAAGAGAGCAAAAGAUACAUUUGCGUGGGUGCACUUUUCCUCGCUAAACAAGGGAAAAGCCGCCCCGGGUGCAGUGCAGUGUAUCUGCCUAAUUCGCAGAUUAAACAGAGCAUUCAGUUUUGUUUAAAAGCGGACGCGUAUCAAUUGUUCAAGUCAGUAUCAGCAGUUGCAUCGAUCGAUAAACAUUGAACGCUUGUGAAGCUCAGCAGCAGUAGUGUGGGACGUGAUCGUGAUUUUGAGAAGCUUUGUCGCGUAGUGCUAAGCCCAGUGCGUGUCACAGGUUCGAGUGUGUGUGGAAAUAGAACGAAGUAAUCCAAACAUCCCAAAAAAGCAGAAUGUACAGCAGUAGCACGAUGUUGAAGUAUCUGACGCUUGCCUCAGUCAUCGCCACGGCCCUCUGCGCUAGUGCCGGUGUUCGCGGUGCGGUUAAACACGAACCAAGCGGAGGAGAGCUGAGCGUGCUGCAGAAGGUGUACGAUGAUUGCCAGGAUAAGCAGGAUUUCACCGGCUGUCUCAAGGGCAAGGCCUUGACCGCCAUCUCCCGUGCUAUUGAUAUGGAAUCCAUCCCACUGCUCGAUGGAAUCGCCCUGGUGAAGCAGGAUAAGGCCGAAAACGUCACCGUACCGCUGCUGAGCGAUGCCCGUUCGAUGAGCGGCCUGAGCACCAUCGAUCGUUCGCUGCUGGACAAGGUGGAGCAGUUCCUGCGCACCCAUGUCGUCCGUUUCGAUAUGCGCCAACAGGAGGGAGCCCGUGGCAACAAGCAGAACAAGCAUCACCGCUAUCUGAUCGCUGCCUUCCUGACCGCCAUGGGUAUCGCUGGUCCGAUCGGUCUGAAGGCGCUCGCUGCCAUCGCCGGUAAGGCACUCGUCAUCUCGAAGGUGGCCCUCACCAUCGCCGGUAUUUUGGCGCUGAAGAAAAUCUUCGCCCACGAUCACCACGAGGAGACGAGCUUCCAGGUGCACGCAUCCGGACACGAUAACCGACGAACUGCCUACGUGAUGCGCCCCUCGAAGGCGGCCGCCCCGGCCAGCGUUGAUCCCUACCGGUACUACUACGAACAACAGCAGCAGCAGCCUCAGCAGCAGUAUGCUGCCCAGAUGUAAAUUUUGGUGCCAAACGCUCCCUCCCAAAACAGAACCCGUCGAACGGGGUAAAGGGGUUUUCCAGAAGGAAAACAGCGGCGACAGCGACAACGAAAAUGACGAAAUCGAAUCGAUCGGUAAUAGGACCAGGAAUGACUUUCUGACCGCCCUUCAGUUCCUCUGGAUGCCCGGCAGACUGGAAAACUUCGAACCAACCGAUUGUAAAAUGUAAUAUUUAUUUUAAUUUAUUUGCUAAUCUUAAAUCAUUAUCGUUUCGCCCAUCCUUCCCCGAAAUACUGUAGAAAUAUCUUCAUUAAAACGUUUUCAAAAAUUUUGUUUAUACCGAUUCUGUUAGCUAAAUGAUAGCACAAUGAACAUUUAAAAUUUUGAUUGAUGAUUGAACGAUCUUUCGCGAUCGAGUCACAUCACUAACAUACAGCAAAAUAGCCAAAGCCAGUAGACAAGUAAUACGAACGGAGUAACACAUCUCCUGCCCUUUGCCAGAUGGUAUGAAAGGAAACAAAAUUAACAUGAACGCUUGACAGGAAUUCAGUGGCGAACACAAUUGCAAACUCUAUUUCGACCAAGCCAAUGGCUCAAUUGCUUCAACGAGAGCAAAUGUGAAGGCAACUAAGUUGAACAAUAAAUAUAAAAUGUCUAACAAUGCAAAUUCAACUAGAAGAACUAUGAGUUUCAUUAUA
Molecule: messenger RNA, 1913 nt
Organism: Anopheles funestus (African malaria mosquito)
Lineage: Eukaryota; Metazoa; Arthropoda; Insecta; Diptera; Culicidae
Exons: 3
Coding region: 466-1233 (255 amino acids)
Source: RefSeq, a predicted model, not a curated record